Euleptes europaea (tarantolino) is the source of this 4566-nucleotide messenger RNA. RefSeq names its product centrosomal protein 162 (gene CEP162). Gene Ontology annotation, biological process: cilium assembly. Gene Ontology annotation, cellular component: axonemal microtubule; centriole; centrosome. Lineage: Eukaryota; Metazoa; Chordata; Lepidosauria; Squamata; Sphaerodactylidae. The record is from RefSeq and is a predicted model, not a curated record. The coding region runs from base 53 to 4558 and encodes 1501 amino acids. The transcript has 28 exons.
AGUGUGUAUUCAUUCAUGUCAAUGAUUUGGAAGUUUAAAUCCAGUUCUGAUUAUGGCUCACCUGUUUUCAAAAGAAGACCUAGAUGAACAGUUUGAACAGUUUCUGCGAGAGUCUCUUUCAGAUGAUUCAAUUGGAAAUGAACCAAAGAAAAAAUCCAGUGUUCUGGAAACUAUUGGACAAGCCAGGAAUAAACAACCGAAGAAGCAUCAUGUGCCAUGGUGGAUAUCUGAAGACGAUUCAGAUGAUGAUCGUAAGGCAAGGUUUAUCAAACAGGGGAAUGAGAAGAAAAGAGUGGGGGAGAAAAAUGAAAUGAUUGAAGAUGGUGAAAAGAAGAUACCACCUUCAGAUAACCAGUCUGUUAAAGUAGUUACUCCUAAACCUUUUUCAAGCGCAUCCCGUAGCAAAGCCCUGGCCAAAUUCAGUAUGCUGGAAAAAUCCCUCGAAGCAAAGAAAAGUGUACAUUUAAACAAAGAAGAAAUUCCUGCUACUGAUGACCAUUCUGAGGGCAUACGUGGCACAAGUGGAAGUUUCCUGAAGUCACGAAGGCUUUCCCAUCCUAUUGUGGAAGUUGAUGAAAAUAAUGCAGAAAGCACUCAGCCCCUGCAAGCGAGCGGCAUUUCUGUUUCUUUGAGCAGAGAUAGCCUGGAAAUGAAUGAUUCAGUUGUGGCUUCAGGUCCUAAUGAGAAUUUUUUGGGCGUUGGAUUGGAUACUUUGGAGGAAGAAGAAGAAAAGGAGAGGUUCUUCGCCAGUCUUGAGAAAGGGGUAUCAUCUACCAUUGACUACUCCAAAUUAAAUAAGGAGCUGGACUCCAAUGAUUCUGAAGUAUUACAGGUGCUUCUACGAGAUCAUCCAGGUGUGAAAGAUGGGGAAGAAGAAAAUGAAGGUGAACAGAAGAAUCAUGAAAAAUCUGGUGAUUAUAGUGAGGAUUUUGAAGACUCCGAAUCCAGAGAAGACAGUAAAGUUGAACAAGCUGUCACAUCAGAAGCAAAUGAGGAAAAGACUGGCAUGCUGGCUAAAGUUGUCCUCCUUGAUUCCCAGGACUCAACCGUGGAGGCUCAAAAGGUCAGUGAACAGCAGGAUCUAGCUGGGAUAGAACAUCCCCUACCUCAAGACGUUGCAGCAGAUGAAACGAAUGGAACAGGUGUUUCUGGUGGGCGAACUAAUAGUGAUAUUGAAGCUUUGCAUCAGGCCUAUUGCCAUAUUGAACACUCUUUAGGAGAUACAGACGAGCAAAGGAUUCACGUUGGUACAAUGGAAGUGGCACAGGGCUCCACCAAAGACGCUUCACAAAACAAAGGAGAAGAACGUCCCAGGAAUACCUCUGCUACUGAUUCUGAUCUGCCUACCAUAGAAGAACUGAUGAAACCUUUCAGAGCAGAUUCAUCUUUUGCCAGGGGCUAUCACCUAGAGCCUUCAAGUUCUGUGCAAGUUGCACAGAGUGUGGAUGAACUGAUGUCCCAUUUACCUUUGAAAGAGCAUCAGAACGAUUCUUCUCCGGAAAAGCAAUAUGUUAGCUAUCCAUUGGGGCAACGUAAUAUACGAGAGGAUGUUUCUGUUCAGACAUGUGAAACAGAAAGUAGUUUUCAUCACAAGGCUAGUAAAGACCAUCAACCUGAAAAGACUGAACAUGAUCCCUUGGGACAAAACGUUCUACAAAACUCUUCAGUUGUGCAUCAAGAUACCAAAAUUAACCAGGUACAUCCUCUAAAUAAAGAGAAUCUGGAAUCCGUGAUGAAUAAACCAGAAAUGCACAAAAAUAUGAAAACCACAAGCACUAUGCAGAAAAAGAAAUCUCUGAGUGGAGCCUAUAACUUUGUUAGGAGUUCUGGCUAUGGCAGAUCCAGUUCUCCAUCAAAGCACCUUCCCACAGUUAAUGAAAAGAAGGUGUUAAAUGAAGACACCAAAAAGCCAGCUUUGAAAGCCAAAUGUUAUGCAAGGCCAAAAGACAAAGAAACACUUUCUGGAACUAAGAUAAUACAAACAAACAAACCAGUUCCUGCAAAGAGAAAUCACCUUCCUACAACUGGGCACUCCUGUGCAAGUGGUCCUCAACAACAAGAUAAAGAAAAGGACUGUUCUCUGCAGAGCUGCCAUGCUUCUUCUUAUUCUCCUUCCCGAAAUAGUGGAAGGGAGCUUUAUUUAUUCAGAAGAGUUCAGGAAGUAGAGGAAAAAUUGGCUGCAGCCCAGGAUUUAAUUCAUCAUCUAAAAGUCACAUCUUUGCAAAAGGAGAAGGAAAUGGAGGCAAAAAUAAAGGAAAUGGAAAUGCAACAUGAAAGACAUUGUUGUCAGCUAAACCAAGAGAAGUAUGUUCUUCAAACACAGCUAAAUAAUAGAGAGGACCUGAACAAAGGAGUGAAAUGGACAGACAUUUUGGAAAGAAUUCCUGAUGGUGGAGAAAUGUUGAAAGAAAUCCAAAAAGAAAUUCAAAAUCAAGAGAUUCUUCUUCAAGGUUAUCAACAGGAAAAUGAAAGAUUAUACCAGCAAGUGAAAGAGUUGCAGAUAAAUAACAAGAAAAAUGAGGAAAACAUGUUUAAAGAAAAUCAGUGUUUGAUGACUGAACUGGCAACCUUAAGAGAGCAAGUGGAUAGAAAUAAUCUUUUAUCUCGCGGAGUGCAGAACUCUGAACCAGCUGGCAAUCAGAGCUUCACAGAUUUGAUUUCAGAACUUCGAGCAGCUAAGGCAAUAGAGACCAGUUUGCUUGAAGAAAGAAAGAGGCUGAAGCAAGACAAACAAGCCCUUGAAGUAGAUUUGGAACAAGUGAAGAAAGAGCGAGAUUUGGCAAGAGCCCAAAUUGCUUCUACUUCAGAUGCAAAAUCAUAUGAGAUGAAGAAUAUGGAAGAAUCCUACAAAGAGGAAAUUGGACGUUUACAUAAAAGGCUUCAGUGGUAUGCAGAAAAUCAGGAGCUGCUGGACAAAGACGCAGCUUGUCUAAGAGGAGCAAAAACAGAAAUUGAUAAACUGAAACAAGAGGUUGAAAAGCUCAGAAGCGAAGCUGGAAGUCAGUCAGCACAACAAAGGAAACGACUGAAGGACAGGACAGGAGAUGCCAAACGAAUUCAAGACCUUGAGCGACAGGUUAAGGAAAUGGAAGGGAUUAUAAAAAGGAGGCAUCCGAAUUCUUUGCCAGCUUUGAUCUACGCUGCUGCCACAGCCAGUUCUGAUGGAGGUGGUGAUGCUUCAUCAAAAACCAACACCGUUGAUUUUCUUGAAAGAAGAGUUAAAAAGUUAGAAGCAGAACUUGAGGAUAAAGAUGAUGAUGCUAAGAAAAGUCUCCGAGCUAUGGAACAGCAGUUUCAAAAAAUAAAGCAUCAGUACGAGAAAAGGGUCAGUGAGCUUGAACAGCUCCUGGCGUAUAAGCUGCUGAAUGACCCUCAGAAGCUCCAAGACAAGGCAGUCAGCCUAGCGGCACUUGAGGAAGAACUCUGUAGUGUGAACGAGGCCCACCAGACCACAGUGAAAAACCUUCAAGCAGAAAUCGAUUCCCUUAGAAAUCAGAUUGCUCAGCUAGAGCUUCAGCAGAAAGUGACGGAGGAUGCAGAUAUACAGUCACUCGAAUUCCAGGUGGAGCAGGCUCACGCGAAGGCCAAGUUGGUGAGGCUAAAUCAAGACCUGGUUGCUAAAAACAGAGAGAUACAAGAUCUCACAAAAACUGUAGAGAGACUUCAGAAGGAAAGGAAGUUGAUGCUCUCCAGUAAGGAUUCAGGUGGCCAAACUGACAGUAAAGAAAGGCCUUCAGGAAACGUGAAAAAAGUGAUUUUUGACUCAAAGAACACCGGAAACAAAGAGUUCUUCCCUGGCACUCUUGAUGAUAAGAUAUACCAGCCCAGUGCCUUUGCUGAUUCUCAUAUCUCAGAAGUCCUGCAAGAAAACGCCCAGCUGAAAAACAAGCUAGAAAAAUUGACCUUGGAACUAAACCAGCAAAGGGUAAAACCUCAAGCAGGACUAGCUAAUUCUGAAAGUAUCAUCUGGAGGACAAAAGAAGACUCAGAAGAGUACAUUGCAGCCCUUAAAGCAUCACAUCAGAAAGAGGUAGAGAAGAUUCUUCAUCAGCAUGCUGUGGAGCACUCUACUUCCAAAGUAGCUCAGUUAAACAGUAAAAUUUCAACGCAGGAGGUUUUGAUAAAACAUCUUCAGGAGCAACUGCACAAGUUGCGGAGAGAUCAAGAAGCCCUUACAGUUUCACAGAUGCGAGAGGAAAUUCUUCAAAAAGAAAUGGGGAAAUUGUUAGAAGAACUCAGAGAAGCUAAAGAGAGCCAGAGACCAGAAAUGAAACACUUUGUGUGCCUGGAAAGGAAGAUCAAACAGAUGGAAGCCAGAUAUGAACAAAGAGAACAAGAACUGCAGAAGGUAAUACAGCACACUCGACAUAUUGCAGAAGUGGAACAAGCCCAGGAAACUGAGAAAUGGAGGAAGCUCGCCCUGCUGAAAAAUCAAGAGCUGGAGAAAUUCCGCAUAGAACUGGAUUCCAUGUUGGAUGUUCUGCGGCAACUGCAGAAGCAAGGUGUCAUAAUUCCUGCGGGAGGCUCAAACAUAUCUGAAAGUUAUUGGAAGAUAUGAAGCAUACA